GAAAAAUGGGCAGCUCGAUCAAGUGCUCCACAUGGACAAAGCAAGUCACGCCACGGCGAGAACAGGAGACUUUGCUCGCUCUCCUCUUCCUCCGAUGCCAUCGCGCCGCGUCGCCGUGAUCGGCGCGGGGCCCGCGGGCCUGGUGGCGGCGCGGGAGCUGCUGCGGGAGGGCCACUCGCCAGUCGUCUUCGAGCGCGCGGCCGGCGUCGGCGGCACCUGGCUGUACGAUGGCGAGGCGUCGGCGGAGCCGCUCGGCGCCGGCGGCGUCCACGGGAGCCUCUACGCGUCCCUCCGCACCAACCUUCCCCGCGAGUGCAUGGGCUUCCUCGACUUCCCCUUCGUCGCCGACGAGGACUCCGUUGACCCGCGCAGGUUCCCCGGGCACCAGGAGGUGCUCCGGUACCUCCAGGCGUUCGCUCGGUGGUUCGAUCUCCACGGGCUGAUCCGGCUCGAGACGGAGGUGGUCAGCGUCCGGCGCAGCGGGGACGCGAGCUGGAACGUGUCGUACUGCAGGAGGAAGCUCGCCGGCGCCGACGCUGGCGGCGAACUGCAGGAGGAGGAGGAGCAGUCGGAGGUGUUCGACGCCGUCGUCGUCUGCAACGGCCACUUCGCCGAGCCCCGCGUCGCCGAGAACGCCGGCAUAGACGGCUGGCCCGGGAAGCAGCUGCACAGCCACAGCUACCGUGUGCCCGACCAGUUCCACGGCCAAGUCGUGGCGAUAAUAGGAUACAACCCCAGCGGGAUGGACAUCUCAAGGGACAUCGCCGGCGUGGCCAAGGAGGUCCACGUCGCCAUUCGAGCGGCGCCUGCCGGGAUGCAGAGCACCACUGCUCAUGCCAACCUGUGGCUGCAUCCCAUGAUCGAUCGUGCCGAGGAGGACGGCAGCGUGGUGUUCCAGGAUGGCGGCCGGGUGAAGGCGGACGCCAUCGUGCACUGCACUGGGUACAAGUACAGCUUCCCGUUCCUGGAGGAUGACGAGGAGGCCGGUGUCGUCGCCGUCGACGACAACCGUGUCGGCCCGCUGUACAAGCACGUGUUCCCGCCGCGGCUGGCCCCUCGCGUCUCCUUCAUCGGACUGCCAUUCAAGGCGAUCCCUUUCCUGGUGUUCCAGCUCCAGAGCAGCUGGGUGGCUGGGGUUCUGUCGGGGAGGAUCGAACUCCCGUCGCCGAAGGAGAUGAUGCAGGAUGUGGCGGCAUUCUACACAGACAUGGAGGCCUGUGGACGCCCUAAGAGGUUCACCCAUGACCUCGGUGCAAGCAUGUUCGAGUAUAAGGAUUGGUUGGUUGAGCGGUGCGGGCUGGAGAGGAUCGAGGAGUGGAGGAAGGCGAUCUAUGUCGCGGCCAGAGGCAGGGUGAGGGACCGGCCCGAGAGUUAUCGAGACGAGUGGGACGACGAUGCCCAACUGCUAGAACAAGCGCACCGUGAUCUCGCCACGUACCUCUGAUGUACGCUCUUAUAUUUGUUUUACGGAGGGAGCAUUUCUCCACAACGGUAAUAACUUUUGUGCCUGACAUCAAGAUUUGAGUGAUGAA
This is a messenger RNA of Triticum urartu, 1532 nucleotides long. RefSeq names its product flavin-containing monooxygenase FMO GS-OX-like 4. NCBI's taxonomy places the organism in Eukaryota, Viridiplantae, Streptophyta, Magnoliopsida, Poales, Poaceae. Gene Ontology annotation, molecular function: N,N-dimethylaniline monooxygenase activity; NADP binding; flavin adenine dinucleotide binding. The record is from RefSeq and is a predicted model, not a curated record.